Molecule: messenger RNA, 6514 nt
Organism: Perca flavescens (yellow perch)
Lineage: Eukaryota; Metazoa; Chordata; Actinopteri; Perciformes; Percidae
Gene: wnk4a
Product: WNK lysine deficient protein kinase 4a
Exons: 21
Coding region: 221-4669 (1482 amino acids)
Biological process (GO): protein phosphorylation
Molecular function (GO): protein serine/threonine kinase activity; ATP binding
Source: RefSeq, a predicted model, not a curated record
GAGGGGCGGAGUUAGUAGCGCACUGGCAGCGCACAAGACGCACAGCCCUCCGGAGCUCUGUUGAUAUAGGCAGCGCUGUCCUUUCACCGGAGGUUAUGGCUGAGGACCUUGCAAAGAGAAGAGGACAACUCGGGUUAUUUGAAAACUAUGCGUUUAUGUGAACUGUUUUACGCAGUGGCUGUGAUGAGCUCCAAAUCAAACAGGCGUUGAACCUGCUACAAUGUCACAUGCACAGGUUGAGAUACCACGCGGUUUCCCAGGCCUCUCUGUGGAUAUGACUGACGACUGCUUAUACCGGGUCCCAUCCGUGCUGAGGACGCACGGUUUGGGCGCACGAAGAAACUCUUAUGGGCUGCAAAAGAUUAGCAUGGACAUUGAUUCGCCGCUAUACAGCGGCGUUCUUUCCAAAGCCUUGUCCUGGUCAGCUGAGAAUAUCCCAACACUGACCGAGUCCAGAGCAGAAGAUGAAAAAAUCGACUCUCCGCCGUCGCCUUCCCCUGUUUCCAGCCCGGGCACCAGCUCCAACACGCCCCCCAGCAGCCAGGAGCCCGACGCCGGAUCUCUCACAGGGAACUGGGAUCCCGUACCGAGAUCCAUUGCUCAGGACGCCAGCUCAGAGUCUGACAAUGAACUUCAAAACAAACCACACAAAACUUUGUCCCGCAUCACGUCUGAUAGUCAGUGGCAGCAGGAGCAGGAAGAGAAAGAGGACGUGGAGACCAAAGCGGUGGCAACCUCGCCUGAUGGAAGAUACCUUAAAUUCAACAUAGAGAUCGGAAGGGGAUCUUUCAAGACGGUCUAUAAAGGACUGGACACAGAGACAACAGUGGAGGUUGCAUGGUGUGAGCUACAGACCCGUAAACUGACCAAAGCAGAGCGGCAGCGUUUCAGCGAGGAGGUGGACAUGCUGAAAGGCCUGCAGCACCCGAACAUCGUCCGCUUCCACGACUCCUGGAAGUCGUCAGUAAAGGGCCACAAGUGCAUCAUCCUGGUGACUGAACUCAUGACCUCAGGCACGCUCAAAACGUACUUGAAGAGGUUCAAGGAGAUGAAGCUGAAGCUGCUGCAGCGCUGGAGUCGUCAGAUCCUCAAAGGGCUUCACUUCCUGCACACGCGCACUCCUCCCAUCAUCCACCGGGACCUCAAGUGUGACAACAUUUUCAUCACCGGCCCCAUCGGCUCCGUCAAGAUAGGAGAUCUGGGGCUGGCCACUCUCAAAAGUGCCUCUUUUGCUAAAAGUGUCAUUGGAACUCCAGAGUUCAUGGCCCCAGAGAUGUACGAGGAGAGGUACGACGAGGCGGUGGACGUCUACGCCUUUGGAAUGUGCAUCCUGGAGAUGGCCACCUCUGAGUACCCGUACUCCGAGUGCCAAAACGCCGCACAGAUCUACCGCAAAGUCACCAGUGGAAUGAAACCUGACAGUUUCUACAAAGUCAAAGUCCCAGAGCUCAAGGAGAUCAUUGAGGGCUGCAUUCGUAUGAACAACGACGAAAGGUACACCAUUCAGGACCUCCUGGAACACCCCUUCUUCCAGGAGAACAAUGGCGUGCACGUGGAGCUAGCAGAGGAGGACGACAUGGUGAAGUCGGGCCUGAAGCUGUGGCUGCGCAUGGACGACACCAAGAAGCUCCACGGGAAGUACAAGGACAACAACGCCAUCGAGUUUCUCUUUGAGCUGUACAAAGACGUACCCGAGGAGGUGUCUCAGGAGAUGGUCGUACUUGGCUUCGUGUGUGAGGCAGACUUUAAGCUCGUGGCCAAGGCCAUACGGGACAGGGUGGCGGCCAUCAAGCGCCAGAGAGAGAAGCUGAGGCGGCACGCGGAGCAGCGGAAGAAGAAGCAGGAGCAAGAAGCCAUAGAAGAGGAAGCAGAGACUCUCCCUCCUUUGCCUAAAGUCAGCGAGUCCUCGACCCCGGCCAUCACCCUGUCCCCUGUCACCAGCUCUGUGGACUCUGGCGUUAGCUCCAACUACCCUGCAGAGGCAGAGGAGCCCGAGGCAGACCAGCACUUCCACUUGCGCUUCAACAGCAUGUCCUCUGCUAAUUCUGACUGCGAGACGGAUGGCUAUCUGAGCUCCUCUGGGCUUCAGGAUCUGCUGGAGCCCAGCAAUUUCAACACGUCUGCGACCCCUCCCACCACGCACACCAACCCCCCGACUGCAAAUGGUCUCUCCAUCCCAGCCCUGCGCUUCCCUUCGAGUAUUGCAGUUUCCAGCAACAUAGAGCGUGGCACCUCAGGGCCCACAAGUGGCUUUAACUCUCCUGUGGAAAGCUACGCCUCCGAUGUGACUUCAGGCUUGAGCGACGGCUACGAGGGCCUAUCGGAGAAGAGCGAGAAAACUGCUGCAAAGCGAACUGCCGGGAAGCUGUUCAGGAGGAGGUCACGCUCCAGACUUCGCAUCACAGGGCUCUCUGAUAAAGUGGACCGGGUGGUGGAGUGUCAGCUGCAGACGCACAAUGACAAGAUGGUUACCUUCAAGUUUGACCUGGACGGAGAUAACCCUGAAGACAUUGCUGCUGUCAUGGUGCACAAUGAGUUCAUCCUGCCAUCAGAGAAGGAGGGCUUCAUCCACCGCAUGGGCGACAUCAUCAAACGGGCCGAGGCUCUGAUGGCCAAAGAGCAUCCGGUCCACUCCAGCGGGACCCGAGUUCCCCAGCCUGCUUAUCACAACGGGGUUAACCCAUUGUCUUCCUCACAGCCUAAUCUGCACACACUGCCUCGACCACACUCCUAUUCUCUGCCUGGGGUUUGUGGCUCUAACCCGUGCCCCAAUGAAGACGUCUUCUGUCCAGACAUUACUUCACCUGGGCGACCUCUACUACGCUCACAGUCUUUCCACAACGCCCCAGGGUCUCCCCUCCCUUUUCAGCACCACCACAACCCUGCGUCUCUCCUGCCGCACCACCAGCACUACUACUUGUCCUUCAUGGGCCACAGUCCCUUCCCAUUCCCAUACCCAGGCGCUCCGGGUUCCCCCGAACCAGGCAUCCAUCCUCCGCUCACACGUGUAGCUAGUAACCCCUCCUUCCCCACUGUUCACUCACCAGCCCCCGGUUCCCCAAUUCCUCCAAAUGAGACCCCAAGCCCUUGCAGCAAUGAUGGUGCCACCAUGUCUCCACCUGCCCCUCAGCAUCCCAACAUGUGGCCCUCCCACACGCAGCCCUUGUUUUCCUUAGCUAAUGUCAUCUCCAUGGCCAUGAGCAUGGCCCAGUCUUUCAUCCCUCCUGCAGGCAUGCCCACCCAAGGGAUGCCCUCCUAUCCAGGCUACCACCACCAGCUACCUACUCACAUGGCCCCACAGUCAGGUUACCCUUCCAUCUACCCACAGCAUUACCAGACCUCAGCAGUAGAGGUGCCUUACCCCACAGCGCAGAACGUCUACUAUAGCCCUGAUACGCCUCUAAUGGAAGAAGGCGGUUUUCCUCCGAGCAGUCAUCCAAGCUGGAUGCAUCCUGUUUCUCCACCUUCUAUGUCUUCCACUCCUCCACUGCUUCCUCAGGAGCCUUUACAGCAGGCUGGACUAUCCAGUCCCCCCAGCCUGACCCAGGAGGACAGUCGCCACAGUUAUGUGGCCUCAUACUCAGCACAGAUUCCAGCCCAGGCUGAACCCAAAUCAGAAGUCUCCAGUUCAAACUCCUUGUCAGAUCUGUCCUCAUCACCCUCAGAGAGCCCAGGAAGCACUUUAUCAUCCUUCAGCACUGCAUUGCAACCCACUGUACCUGAGAUGAAAACCAGUACCCCAACACCAAAAGCCUCUUCCACUGAAUCUGAAGUCCUGUCUGCCCCAGUCACUGUUGGGCGAUUCCAGGUGACACCCAGCAUGCACAUCCCUGCGCCCACUGUGCCAGUAGGUGCUGUACCUGCUGCACCGCAGCCAGCAGACAGCGGCAGCACUCUGUCAGAGAGCAGCACAGAGGAGCAGGGGGAGUCUGAGACGAGCCUGGCCACCUCCCUCACCAUGUCCCCCCCACACCCACAUCCCCACAGCGGGUCGACAGGGGUCGUCCAGGACGUUGACGGGCUGGCGGGAUGGGCUGGGAGCAAGGAGCAGCAGCAGCAGCGAGCCAGAGAAGAAGAGGAUGAGGAGGGAGAGGUUAUUGGGGAACGACUGAGGACGAGGAAAAGGAGUCGGAGGAGAGCGCACAGCCUGAGCCUGAUGGGAACGUCCGCGGACAGCGGACUCUCAGUGACUGCUGCGGAGUUGGAGGGGAGACUGUGGGACGGAGCGUCAGGCAGCCCUCAGUACAGCAAUGCCCUUCAUCAUCUCUGGACGAUGACUUACAACCGCAACGCUCCCUACAUCAGCAGCGAUGACUCCGACAGUGACGACGCGGAGAUGCUGUUAGAGCUUCAGGAACUCCGAGAGAAACACCUAAAGGAGGUGCAGGCCCUGCAGGCCGCCCAGAAGAGAGAGAUUGAGGAGCUGUAUGAGAAGAUGGGCAAGGUCCCCCCCCCAGGCAUCGUCUCUCCUGCUGCUAUGCUGUCCAGUCGUCAGCGCCGCCUGUCCAAGGGGGGCGCCUUCCCCUCGUCCCGCAGGAACAGCCUGCAGCGCUUGGACAUGUUGCCAAUCCCAGGUAUCAUAAGGAGAAACUCCCUUGGAGGCAGCAGCAGCAGCUCCCAGGAUAAACAAAGCAAAGGGGUCACCUUUGCCACUGACAGUAGAAAAUAAGAAACUCUCAGCCAAGCACGCUGUAUAUCUGGACUACCUCAUCUGAAGUGUAACUGCAGUGGUCAAACCCGUCCCGUAGGCGGAUCACUUUAACACUUUCCACUGGCACACCGAUCAGCAAACUGCUUCCCUCUGCCAGUGGUCAUUUACCUCAACCUAUUUUCAAUAUGUAUAUAGAAACUUUCAUCAAUAAAGCUGGAUUUACACAGGAACUGUAAAAUCCAGCUUUCAGCCGUCCGUCAGAUCUGGUGAAUUUGUUGCAGCGGAAGAACAAAAACACCUUCCAAUCUGGUUAAUGGUUAAAAAUGAUAAAGUUUAUUAUUGCUCUUUUGUAAAUAAGAAUAAACGGUUCAGAAUGAAUCAACUUUAGUCCAGGCAGCCGAUACACGGUACUCUGCAAAACAGGUUCCUUUAGAUGUUUUUUUUUUCUUCUGAGCAAGCUUGUUAGCAUUAAUGCAGUCAGAGUGGUGGUACAAAGUGCUGCGCAGUCGUAGUCUUUUGAGCUCCGGUGGCACUUUACUAUGACUUUGAACCAGAGUGAAGAUCCUGUUCCUGUUUUCUGCAUGUCUGAUUCACUGCCGUUAAUUUAUCUGAGCACAGUAAUGUGAACCACCGCGAAGAUCUGACAUAUUUACUGACCGUUGUUGUACGCAAACAACAACUUAUGGGCUAAUCUUGCAACUUAUUUGCUGUAGUUUUUUAAUGUUUCAGCACCUGCUGACUGCACAGUGAAUACACUCACAUUAUUGCCUUCCAGGGGCUGACCAGAACAGUCUAGAUGCAUUGCACAGUUUCAUUUAUUCAAGAACGUAUUUUGUUGUAGUACUGGUUUCUUUAGUGAUUGGAUGACCUACAUUCUCUAGGCUCAGCCCUGAGAAGUUAAACUGCAGUCCUGACAUUUUUAGAUGUAGUGAAAAUGACUUUUCCAUGUAUAGAGGUACAAUAAGGAGAUCAGUGCAUACAUAUGAAGAUUUUAAUGCUUCAGAAAUGUUGUCAUGUAGCUACAAAAGAAAGAAAAUCUGUUUUUCCAAAGUAUUAAAUGGGAAAAGGUUUGGUUAAAUGUGCAGAAGACUUUAGCAAAGACAUCACACAUCAAUUUUCAAAUACUAUAGCUGGUUUAUAUUAAAAAUGAUUAUUUUCUUUGCAUUGAUUAGAUGUGAAAAAUCCACUUAGGUUUUAGACUACUGGCUCUUUCCUGUUGAUUGUACAUGUAUAUAUAGUAUAAGUGCAUUUAUAGAUCAUGUUUACAAGUUACAAGGAAACUUAAAAACGUCGGCAACCUUUAUUCUUGCUCAAGCAAAAAAAAAAAAUCACAUUUGUCGCUUGUUCCGUAGAUCAAGCACCUUGUGCACUUUAGUAACAUCUUCUUUUGUUCUCACUCAUUUUAACACAUUUGUGGAUAAAACUGUGUUCACUUAAGGAAGAGCCAAAAUUUCCUGUCUUUUUUCCACGAGGGAGGUAGAGAAUAUUCUCCAGUUUAGGUUUGAUCACAGUAAUGACAAUCUACCCUCCCACAGUUUUAAAUAAUUAGUACAUUGUGGGAUUUAGAGAAAUCAGUCCAAGCUGUGAAUGUGUAGCUGAUGCCUUAUAAAAUAUUCACACUACACACACUGAAUUUUCUGGCAGUGAAACUCCUGUAAGAUUUUCCAAAGUUCAUAAUAUAUUCAAAUAACAAUUUUGAAUGUAAAUAUAUAAUUGUUGCUUUCUGAAGCUGCUGCUGUCCUGCCAUGCUGAAUCUGUGCCUUUCCUGUACAAUGUCUUAUUUUAUAUUUUUACUCUCAAGAUUCAGUGGCUAGAUGAGACUAUAUCAAAUUUUGACAAAAAUAAAUGCAGUUGUAAAUACCA